AUGGUUUACACAGACGAUAAAGGCGUCCGACACAGCAUUUACAUGCCGAAGGGUACCAUGCAGCUGGCCUGCGACCACUAUGAAAAUAAGCGAUGGGACGAGCUUGCCAAGUUUGACAAAUACACAAACCAAGGUUACACCGAAUAUGACUUUGAGCUACAUGAACAGGAAGACUCUAAGAAGGAUGAAGAAACCGGGGAAACCAAGUAG
This is a messenger RNA of Truncatella angustata, 210 nucleotides long. RefSeq lists its product as uncharacterized. Lineage: Eukaryota; Fungi; Ascomycota; Sordariomycetes; Amphisphaeriales; Sporocadaceae. Bases 1 to 210 code for a protein of 69 amino acids. The transcript is spliced from 2 exons. The record is from RefSeq and is a predicted model, not a curated record.